Molecule: messenger RNA, 1020 nt
Organism: Exophiala spinifera
Lineage: Eukaryota; Fungi; Ascomycota; Eurotiomycetes; Chaetothyriales; Herpotrichiellaceae
Exons: 1
Coding region: 1-1020 (339 amino acids)
Source: RefSeq, a predicted model, not a curated record
AUGCCGCAAAUAACAGACCUGCCCUCGAGGCCCUCUCCGCCCUCCGCGGCCUCCGGCGAGCCUGCCUUGCCCUACGAUACUAUGUCCCUCUCGGAGAUCUCUGCUGAGAACAUCGCGUUACCUCCGUCUCCUUCGAACGAAGAGGACAGUGCAAUCUUCUCUUCGCCUCCCAUCAUUUCUACGCCUUCUGUCGACAAAACUCCCAGGCGCAGCGACUACUUCACCCAGAACCUCACACCUAGCCGAGUUCGAGGGACUUCACCACCAAGAAGAAUGAGACCCCUUUCUGUUGGCAGCCUUCCCCUCGCCCCUCCUAUGCAGAGGGCCCAUUCAUCGCCAGGAGUAGACGCUUCUGGCCGUUAUGUCACUCCCUAUGGCCAAGUCAGACGGCCGUCCUCGCCGUUACAUUCUGGAAGGAGAAGGAGUCCGUUGAGAACAACAGCAGAGGACAGCUACCCCCGAGAUCCAUCAUGGAGCGGAUUGAACAUCGAGCCGAACAUUCCCGAACAUGCCGAACUCGAGUUGUCUGGAGACGUCGAAUUCUCCCAAUCCUCUCCCAUGUCGUCGUUGUCCAAUACAUUUCCUAGGGCCCGGCGGCGGACCAAUAUUCCCCUGCACCAGAGUGCGAGUGCACCUUCUCUAUAUGCGAGAGCCACCAGCCCCAUCUCGGGAAGAACAUCACCCUCGCCGUCUUUUGUUCAACAAAAGUUCUCAAAUGAACCAUACCCCAACUAUUCGGUGAGCUCAGCCUCAAGUGUACCAAGCACACCUACGUCUCUACGCUCUCGGUCUCCAUCCAUCAGCUCCCUUGAGACCAUUGAAGACAGUCCAGAUGCCGAGGAGGCCGCGCUCUUGGAGGAGGAAGUGGCCAAAAUGAAAGGCGAAGACGCCGAGACCUUAAGAAAGAGCUCGACGGAACAAAGAGGGACCAACUUAAGGAGCAACAAGGAGAGAAAGCGAUGGUCCGUCUGUGGUGCUGAAAGACGGGCCGACUUUUCUUUGGCGCCUAUCGAGGAAUGA